AUGAAAAGGCAAGUAGAUGAGUUACAAAGUGGAAAGAGCAAAAUAGCUCUGGAUUUGGAUAAGAAACUGCAAUCAGGUUACAACGGAUAUGUUCCACCUGAAUUUGAAACAGAAAUCGACACUGUUGCAGUACCAAAGACAGACCAACAAAUAGAAGAUUUUUUCCAAAAGUAUGUUGUUUCAAGGAAACCUUGUAAGAUUGACGGUGUUCCAGACGAUAUUUCGUUCUUGCAAAAAUUGAAGCCUUCAAAGAUACGAGACUAUUUACCCAGUGAGGAAAUCUUGACUAUUGAGAAGAAGAAUGAGGGCGGGUUUGGAAGUGGGGCCAGACGACUCAAGAUGUCUUUCGGUCAAUUUCUGGAUAAAAUCAUGGAGGAGAAGGAUACAGGGUUGUAUUUGACUACGCAGUAUUUGGAAGAUGACCCUAAUAACGGAGAUUACUCGACUGAUGAGGAGGAAAAAGAUCAAGUGCUAGAAGAAGAUUUCGAGACAGGUUCUAUAACCUUUGAAAACUUACAUGAUGAUUUUGAUGAUCUGGAAGAGGAAGAUGACGAAGUUGAUAAGGAUGAUGAGGAGAGUGAUGACCAGGAGGAGUAUGAAAUCAGAGUCAAGGAAUUGUAUCAAUCUCCAAUGACAAAUCUUGUGAAUGUUGUUCCUGAGACUCCAAAGUUUCUCAACUAUUUGAUCCCACAACAAAUAAAUCUAUGGAUUGGGGCCGCAAAGCCGCUGGCUGACCACUCCGGUGACGACAGUUGGCUGGCCAAGUUCGAUCCCAACGAUCCGAAGGGCAGACUAGGGUUGGGAAGAAAUGUACCAGGUGGUGGUUCAUCAUCAGGUUUGCAUCAUGAUCAUGCUGACAACCUCUACGUUCCCGUAGCUGGCCGCAAGAGGUUCACUUUAUUCGCACCUUGUGAUGCAGCAAAGAUGUACACAGUGGGCGAUAUCCGUCAAUUUUUCCCUUCAGGCGUCAUCGAUUAUUUCAACAAUAAGAAUGCCCCACUUUGGAGGCAACUUCGAGAUGAUGGUGCGAUAGUCGCUGAAGUUUACAAAACCCUUUUGACCACCUCAUUAGACGACGAGUUAAAAAACAAAUAUGAGGAAUUAAUCGAUGACGACUUGAAGAAGCAAUUAAGGUCAAGAGAUGUAGAUGCCAGAGAAUUAGAUCCGCCCUCUUUUUCGACUGUACCACCUAGCGUAGUGCAUUUGGGAGAUAUUAAUAACGAAAAACUAAGAGAAUCAAUUACCAAAGCUGCAGGGAAACUGUGGCCGUCAUUUUCCGGUUCCCAUAGGAUUUCAGUUGACUUAAAACCAGGUGAAAUGUUGUAUUUGCCAACGGGCUGGUUCCAUGAAGUGACUUCAUAUGGUAAUAAUGACAAGAGCGACAAAAAUGUGCAUGUUGCUGCAAACUACUGGUUUAUUCCACCUACUGGUCAAUCAAGACAAAGAGUUUACUUAGACGACUACUGGCCCAACGAUUAUAAAAUUACUCAAAGGGCACUAUCAGCUUUGCGCAGUCAAGAUCUUGAAUGA
Torulaspora delbrueckii is the source of this 1530-nucleotide messenger RNA. RefSeq lists its product as uncharacterized. The record is from RefSeq and is a predicted model, not a curated record. The transcript has a single exon. Lineage: Eukaryota; Fungi; Ascomycota; Saccharomycetes; Saccharomycetales; Saccharomycetaceae. Bases 1 to 1530 code for a protein of 509 amino acids. Gene Ontology annotation, molecular function: 2-oxoglutarate-dependent dioxygenase activity.